AUGCACGUUCGCCGCGCCCCGUGCGCGCGGGCACGUUCGAGACGCGCGGUGGUUGACCCGGCUCGGGCCAUGGGAAGGGGAGAAUUCCAUCGCAGGGAGGACCAUGUCUCUUGCGCGGAAGCGCGGAUACGGGCAAAGCGAAGAAAGGAAAAAAAGCAGGGCAGCGCCUUGUUGAAACAAUCACGAGAGUUUUUCGCCUCAGGGGUCCCGGCGCUGGGAAGGAAAAAAAGGUUUGAGGGGCAUCUUAAACGGAGGCAGGAGCUCAGACAGACAACCUGGUCGCUCCUGCCUCGAUGCUGGUGA
Messenger RNA from Purpureocillium lilacinum, 303 nucleotides. Lineage: Eukaryota; Fungi; Ascomycota; Sordariomycetes; Hypocreales; Ophiocordycipitaceae. The record is from RefSeq and is a predicted model, not a curated record.